Rubroshorea leprosula is the source of this 2497-nucleotide messenger RNA. Lineage: Eukaryota; Viridiplantae; Streptophyta; Magnoliopsida; Malvales; Dipterocarpaceae. The record is from the annotation of a GenBank genome assembly.
UCGGUGCUCAGUUUUCUAACAAACACAAUCUGUGUUUGUCUCUCAGGAUUCUCUUGCGUUUGCUAUCUUUCUGUGUGGCUAAGCGUUCUAGGAUCAGAUCUGAGUUUAAUUGUGCUAGCCAUUUGUCUCUGAUUCUCUAAGCAUAAUGGCUGAACUCGUCCUCAACUUCGUCAGCCCAAUCAUAGAGAUUGCAGUUCCUAAAGCAAUUUCAUUUUCUGCUGCACAAAUCAGCACGGCAUGGGGUCUGGAGAAGGAGCUGGGGGAGCUUGCUCAAAAACUGACUAUGAUCCAAGGAUUGCUUCAAGAUGCUGAAAAGAGGCAAGAAAGCGAUCCAGCCAUAAGGAGUUGGUUACAGCACCUCACGGAUGUAGCUUAUGAUGCGGUGGAUGUACUGGAUGAGUACGAGUAUGAGGUUCUUAAGCACAAAGUUCAGACUCAAGGCCGAAAGUGGAAACAGGUGCGCACCUUUUUUGGUGUUUUCAAUUCAACUGCCUUUCGUCUUAGCAUGGCUGAUAAGAUUAGGAAGAUUAAUGAGACUCUGGAUAAAAUCAACAACCCACUGGUUUUGCUUCUGCCAAUCAGACUUAGUGGCCAAAGUGAUUCCACUGCUGGUGCAAGGCAAUAUCUUGAGACAGAUUCCAUCCCUGAUUGCUUCAAAUUUGUAGGAAGGCAUAAUGAUGUCUUAGAUAUUGUCAACAAGCUGGAUAAUAUAAGGAGUCAACAUAUCCUCUCUGGCAUUUCAAUAGUAGGCUUUGGGGGCAUAGGCAAGACAACAUUAGCGAAGUCAAUAUGUAGUAUGGUAAAAGAACAAAAGUUGUAUGACCUGGUGGCUUGGGUUUGUGUGUCUGAGGAAUUUGAUGAAAAAAUAAUAUUAGGAGAUAUCCUUCAACCUCAUUCAAAUUUGAAAAGCCUCACUAUUGAUGGUUACAAAGGAAAGAUGUUCCCAUCUUGGAUGGGGAAUGAUAUCAAUGGUUUUGGUUCAUCAUUCCUUCUUGACAACAUGGUGGAGUUGCAGUUAAGUGAUUGCAAUGAGUGCACGUGUAUUCCGAGUUUGGGACUAUUGCCUUUUCUCAAAGUUCUUCACAUUAACAGAAUGGAUAAUGUUAGAAGAAUGGGUCACAAGCUUCAGCCUGGCGGAGCAGAAUCAAUCAGAUUGUUCCCAGCUUUGAAAACACUCAGUGUAUAUGGCAUGAAAAGGCUAGAGGAAUGGGUUGAAGUUGUCGAGGAUGCAGCUGCAGGGAGCCAAGGUGUGAUCGUGUUUCCUUGCCUUGAGGAUGUGCAGAUUCAUGGUUGUCCUUUGUUGGAGACUUGGUCGAUGGGCGGAUUUUCAUCUCAUCAUAAGCUCUCUAUGCUGCAGAUACAGUGGUGUGAGAAACUGAUGGCUAUCCCUAGUUUAGAUGGGCUCUCAACUCUUAAAAGGUUUGGGCUCGAGGGCAAUAAUGGAUUAACAAGUCUACCAAUUGGGCUUGGAUCCAGCAUCUCUCUUCAGUUCUUGCAAAUUGAAAGUUGCCGAAAUCUGAACACCAUUCCAACUAUGAAUGGGUUGACAUCUCUUGAUUACCUCCGCCUUUCUCGUUGCGAUGGAUUAACGUGUCUUCCAAUUGGGCUGGACUCUUGCAUUUCACUUCAGAAGUUGAAAAUUCAAUUUUGCCCUAAUUUAAUUUUCAUUUCUGACGAUAUCAAGAAAUUGCGUUCUCUCAGUAUUCUUGAAAUAGCAUUUUGCGAAAAUCUAAGGAGCCUUCCAGAGGAGUGGCUAGAUAGCCUCACCCGCUUGAAGAAGUUACGCUUUGGUCCUUUUUGGUCGGAGUUGGAGGAAUUCCCAGGAUUGACCUCCAUUCAUCAAUUCCACCCCUCGCUUGAAGUAUUGUUCUUGUACGGAUGGGAUAAACUAAAGUCUCUGCCACAUCAGCUUCGACAUCUCACUGACCUCAAGGAAUUAAGUUAAGGAAGUUCAAUGGCCUGGAAGCUUUGCCAGAGUGGUUGGGAGACAUGUCUUCUCUUCAUUGGCUGGAGAUUUGGGAUUGCUCUAAUUUGACUCAUCUGCCUUCUAUUGAAGCCAUGCGAGGCCUCUCCAACUUAAAAUAUCUUGGAAUUUGGGAUUGUCCGAAAUUGAAGAAAAGAUGCGCCAAAAAGAGGGGCCCCGAAUGGUCCAAGAUCUCCCACAUUCCCAAUAUCAACAUACACUUGAAGAACGUGCCAGGGGGAUUACCAAUCUUCCGAUGGUAUGUUUAAUUUCUGGAACCCUAAUCCCUUCAUUCCACAUCAUUUAAGUAUUAUGCUAAUCAGAAAGUUAACGGCUGUAAAGCAUUUCUUUUUAAUCUUUUACUUUGGAAAAAAAACACGUCCUCUCCUCUAAAACAUAUUAUGUUAUUCAAAUAAUCAAGUUAUAGUCUUGAUUUAUGGAUCUAAAUAAUUAUGCGCAUCUGCUCAGGCCUCAGGGUUCCUCUAAAGCUAGUGAGUUCCUGAACUCCUUUCUGCAAUCCUUCUGUUCAUUUUU